Messenger RNA from Sycon ciliatum, 3706 nucleotides. Its product is annotated as DNA polymerase nu-like. Lineage: Eukaryota; Metazoa; Porifera; Calcarea; Leucosolenida; Sycettidae. Gene Ontology annotation, biological process: double-strand break repair via alternative nonhomologous end joining; DNA-templated DNA replication. Gene Ontology annotation, molecular function: DNA binding; DNA-directed DNA polymerase activity. The record is from RefSeq and is a predicted model, not a curated record. The transcript has 29 exons. The coding region runs from base 335 to 3670 and encodes 1111 amino acids.
UCUCCCCAAGUAGAUCUAUUUGUAGUCUUGUAGUAAACUCUCCUUUCAGCGCCUUGCCCAGAGUUUCAUGGUGAUCCUCUUUUUCGACAGCUCAACAAGACAUUUGAGCAAUACUGAUCGAAAUCCUUGCGUAUUUGCCGUCAGUUCGAUAUUAGUAACAUUACAGCGGAGGACGAGAGUGUUGGGUACCAGUAGAUCUACUACUGUCAUUGUAGUACGAGUGUAUGUAAUAACACACAGUGAACAGAAUUUUCUUGGCCCGAUACUGCACGGGAGAAGACAGCUUCUGUGAUUGAGAGCUUCCCUAGGACAGGUUCCUGACUUGGCCGGAGUCAUGAGCCAAGCAGCGCGCCCGCAACAAGUAGCAACUCUUUUGGCGCAGUUGCCUCCCAAAAAACUGCAGCAGUAUCGUAAAGUUCUUGGCGUGCUAAGAGAGAAUCACCAGACCUUUCUAGAAUUUCACCGGAGUGUUAGAACUCCGCUCACAGCGUAUUCAGCUGCUACCGCCAGUGCUACUACUAGUCCAGGCAAACAGGAACAUGAUCUGACUCGGAACAGAAACAAUCGCAUUGGUCCCCGAACACUUGGACAAACAAAUGCCUUGCAGUCCCAAGAUGCUACUGGAUCUAGAACGCUACAAGCCAGCAGGCUACCCCGAUCAGGAGCUAUUCAAGGACAGAAAUGCCAGAAUACACUACCAUCAAGCAUGUCCGAGUUGACAUCAGCUAGCAGUGAUAUGCAGUAUGGUCAUCAACAGCACCAUCAACAACAAGGGCAACAGCGACAGGAUCUGUUAGAUCAUGAACAGCUAGGUGGUUGUGCUGACGGGUUGCAAACAAAUCAGGACACGUGUGGGGAUCCUGACCUGCUUUUGGAGCCUUGGAUGUUGGAUGAAGAUGGAUUUGAAGAUGAUCUUUUUGAUUUGACGCCACCCAACCAACGGUCAACUGUCCAACUUCCCCUGCACAGUGAAUAUGUGGGAAACAGCAAGCUGCAAACCCCCAGUGUAUGUCCUGUUGCUGAGCCUGAUGCAUUGGCAAUGACCUCUACAAGCACUGUAGCGACAACAGGCAACAUGGUCAUGGCAGAUCAUAGUACAAAGACCUGCCUGAGACCAUCAGCCACUGCACAUUUGUCUAACUCUGACAUGUCUGUUUCCACCAAUCACUCAGUAGCACCCUGCACACCAUCUAGUACACAGAAGAGAACUCCGGGAGAGAAAACAGCGUCGUCAGCAUCAUCGUGCCUUUCUGAUCCAACGCAACGUAAUCUUUACAAGUAUGCUUCUAAAUCAUCCACAUCGGGUACUGGAAACUUACCUAGCAAUAGUGAACAUGGCUGGGAUAUAGAUAGCAAAGGCAAUACCAACAGUAACAAGGUUACUAAUACAAGAAAUAUCCGUCACCCCAAUGCGUCACAUUCUGGACAAAAGGGCAAUGGUGCAAGUAGUGAUAUAGGCGUUGGCAGGAUCGUCGGCAGAACUGGGUCAAGCAAUGGGUUAUUCAACAGCAACAAAACGACACCCACAUUUUCGCCAGUGGUUGCUCGUCCCGAUUCGUCGGUGAUCAAAAAUGGGAGGAAAGCAAUGGCAGCUGAUGGUACAGCCAAGAAGUCCACCAUGCACUCGACUGUUGAUAUUGCGUCGCUGUCAAUCACACAAUUCGAAAAGAUACAACAGCAGAUACUAUCGGCAGCAGACGUGUACUUAGCACUAAGUUUCUCAGAUGGAUCAACCCAACUAAGAGAAGCUGCGGAUAGAAAGCGUAAACGAGACCAAGAAGGGAACUCCGGUCAAAAGGCUGUUAGGUUGACAGUAGCAUAUCCCAUGGUUGAGGAUGAUCAGCCGGUCGGUAAUGUCACGAAGACAGCACAGUGCACCUCGCUAGAAAGCCCGUCUACAGCACGGAGUGGGAUAAAGUUUGUCUGCAUGCCGUUGGAGAAGCGGCCUUCUGAUUCUUCCCAUGUGUUCACAUGGACCAGGAAACUACUGGAGAAACUGAUGGUGACUGAUGGUCAUAAGGUUUGUUUCAGUGCCCAGGAGUUGAUCAUCGCUCUAGUUGAAGUGUUCAACUUCCCUAUCAACUCUGUAUCAUCAUGGUGCGUCCUUGACUUGAAAAUAGCCUGCUGGAUGCUAGACUCCGAUCAGCCACCAGAAAGAUUUGGUGAUUCUGUUAAGCAAUUACGCCGGAGUGGGCUCACUCAACAGGCUAAGUUCACAGUGGGUAUGUCGAAAAAGCAGGCUCUGUGUGAAGACCUGUGCCUCCUGGGACCUGCCUGGCAUAAAGCACGCGACCUGCUACUGGAAAGAAAGAUAUGGAACCUCUUUGUCAAUGUGGAGACAAAACUUAUCCCCAUCUUAGCAGGCUUGGAAACCCAGGGUAUAUUAGUAGACAUAGAGCAGCUCACAUCAUUCAGCAACCUACUACAGGAAGAAAUCAAGCUUGUUGAGGAGAUGGCUUACAAGGCUGCUGGACAUUCCUUCAUGAUGAACAGCGUUGCACAGUUGAGGAAGGUGUUAUAUGAUGAAUUGAAGCUUGAUCAAAAGUGUUCCAAACGAUUAGCAAGGACUCAGGCUGGUCACAUGAAGUCCACGGCAGAGAAAGUUCUGCAACAGCUGGAGGAACAUCACAGCCUGCCGGGCCUUAUCCUAGAGUACAGACAUCUCACAAAAGUGAAGUCAACCUACAUUGACGGGCUAUUUCCCCAUGUAGAGAAGGGAAUAGUACGAAGCUGUUGGAUACACGAUGGAACAGCUACCGGCCGAUUGACUUCAGUUAACCCAAACAUUCAAAACAUUCCAAAGACUGAGAUUCAACUCAAGCGCAGUAAACCAUCAGUCAAUGAUGUCUGUCCAGUUAGCGUUCACCCACGUGACGUAUUUGUCAGCUCACCAGGAUGGUCUUUUCUCAGUGCUGAUUUCCAGUCUAUCGAGCUUCGGUUGCUUGCACACUUGUCCAAUGACACUGUUCUCUUGAAGAUCUUCAACGACCCAGAGAGCAGUGACAUAUUCAUGAGGUUGACUUCUGAAUGGCUUUCAAUUCCAGCUGAUGCUGUAACACAGCAAGACCGAGAGAAAACAAAACGUCUUGUCUAUGCUGUGAUCUACGGAGUUGGAAGCGAGCGUUUGUCUGAAAUACUUGGCACAACUAGCGAAGAAGCGAAGGACUACAUGGACGCCUUUCUAAGGAAGUUCCCAUCACUGCACCAGUAUACCCAGCGAGUUGUACAGCAAAGCAGAGCUGAUGGCUACUGCCGUUCAAUGUUUGGUCGCCUGCGACUGAUUCGUGACAUCCGUGCACCAGUGGCAGGCAGCAGACUUCAUGCUGAACGACAGUCGGGGAAUUUUGUCAUACAAGGCAGUGCAGCAGACCUUUGCAAAGCAGCCAUGGUAAACCUUGCACAUGCCAUUCACCACCAGCCUCUGCUUCAUGCCAGAUUACUAUUGCAAAUUCAUGAUGAGCUCCUACUGGAGGUGCCAGAUGAUGAGCUAGAACAAACCCAAGCCCUUGUGUCACAAGUUCUGCAAGACACCAGAUGUCUAUGCAAGGGAUUUCCUGUUCACCUCAAGGUAGGGUUGCCUGUCUCAUUGCGUCAUGGCAAGACCUGGGGACAGAUGAAAAGUAUUGAGACAACUCCACCCACCACAGAGCCACCUUCUUCACAACAUUGAUCGAAGAAAGCAACACGUUUUCAACUAUAAGCGAAG